UGAAGUUUAAGGUACCUAUAUCGUUAAUUCGCUAUUCCGAUAUUGAACGCUCUCAUAAUAGUACGCAAAUCGAUUAUCGAAUUUAAUUAGAUAAACAUUAUUUAUUUUUGUAUAACGUCGGCGGGUGCUCGUGUGCAAAAUGUUCCCGCCUACGCGCAUUCGGAGCUGCCUUCCAGUCAUAAAUCCAAUGUUUCGACGACUAAAACCGCACAAGCCUUUCAGACCGUCGACCAUACAAAAUCAAACAAAGAGUCUUAACACCAGCGUCAAUACACAGCUCCAGAAGACGAAAUGGAUGAAUUUUCGCGCGAUUUUCACGAGAUGGGUGCCUCUUGGAAGUGUUAUGUAUGUGAGUUGGUGUUAUAUACGUGCGAGUGUGAACUAUGAAGUUUCAAAAGUGGAAAUCAAGUUUUACGAAAUGUUUCCGUUCCGAAUUACUAGUCGAUUGUGGGGUAAACUUGCGGCCUGCGAACUCCCUACGUCAAUACGAAGUUUCGUCUACGGUACGUACGUUAAAAUAUUCAAUGUUAAUCUAAACGACGCGGAAGUGAAAGAUUUAACAUACUAUAAAAGUUUAUCGGAGUUUUUCACGAGACCUUUGCGUCAGGGUGCCCGGUACAUAUCCCCGGCGCCUUGCGUGUCCCCUUGCGAUGGCGUUGUCCUAAACUGCGGUCCAGCGGAUACUGAUAAAAUAGAACAAGUGAAAGGAGUAACCUACAGCCUCGAAGAGUUUCUUGGUGAAAACAAAUGGUCGACGAAAAAGGAAAAUAACUAUUACAACUCGUUAUUGAAGAAUAAAAGCAAUAUAUUACACCAGUGUAUAAUUUAUUUAGCGCCCGGUGACUAUCAUAGAUUCCACUCGCCUUGCGACUGGACGUCCAGCUUCCGAAGGCACUUUUCUGGUAAACUAUUGUCCGUUAAUCCUUGGAUGGCUCGUUUGAUACCAGGACUGUUUACGAUGAAUGAGAGGGCCGUGUAUGUUGGAGAAUGGAAGCACGGCUUCUUCAGCAUGACAGCGGUUGGAGCAACUAAUGUAGGUUCAAUCGAAAUUUACAGCGACCCAGAGUUAAGAACGAAUACGAAAGGUAAACGAAAUCGAAUCGAAGAAUUCGCAAACACAGUCACAUACAAAAAGGGUGAAUUGUUCGGUCAGUUUAAUAUGGGAAGUACGAUCAUUUUGCUAUUUGAAGCACCCGCAGAUUUCAAAUUUGAACUAAACGCGGGUGAACGAGUGUUAGUGGGUCAAGCAUUAACUGUGACGGCAAAGGAGCAAGCCAGAUGACCGAUUUACACUGACCUCGUUCACAUAGCUCAGGCUGCCAUAAUUUUCUACGUAAUAUUGCUAACGCUUUAGAAGCCUUAUGUAAAUAGUAGUAAAUGAUAACUAAAGUGUAUUUAGUGAUAUAUUAAGUAAAAGCUACAUUAGUAGCAGUACUGUAUCAGUAUAGCUUUUGAUACGAAAAGAAUUAGGUGUAUGGUUAGUUGUUGUUUUUUUAAUAGUUUAAUACAUAUUUUUUGUUGUCAAACAACAAAUACUACGGAUUAUGUGAUGGUUAACUAAAAAGCGGAAUAUUUAUUUUGUCGUUUAUAUUACAAUACUGUAAAUAUACAAUGCUAUUUA
This is a messenger RNA of Melitaea cinxia (Glanville fritillary), 1621 nucleotides long. RefSeq names its product phosphatidylserine decarboxylase proenzyme, mitochondrial (gene Pisd). Gene Ontology annotation, cellular component: mitochondrion. NCBI's taxonomy places the organism in Eukaryota, Metazoa, Arthropoda, Insecta, Lepidoptera, Nymphalidae. Gene Ontology annotation, molecular function: phosphatidylserine decarboxylase activity. The coding region runs from base 140 to 1282 and encodes 380 amino acids. The record is from RefSeq and is a predicted model, not a curated record. The transcript has a single exon. Gene Ontology annotation, biological process: phosphatidylethanolamine biosynthetic process.